Molecule: messenger RNA, 426 nt
Organism: Ostrinia nubilalis (European corn borer)
Lineage: Eukaryota; Metazoa; Arthropoda; Insecta; Lepidoptera; Crambidae
Product: androgen-induced gene 1 protein-like
Exons: 3
Coding region: 1-426 (141 amino acids)
Cellular component (GO): endomembrane system; membrane
Source: RefSeq, a predicted model, not a curated record
AUGUAUGAUCAAAUGUAUUUGGAACUGCCUUUCACCACUGGAGAGCUUUAUGGAGAACUGAUAUUGAAAGGGCGAUGGUCGCUCGUCACAUUUUGGUGUAUGGGUCUACAGACUGUGUACUUCACAUUGUCCCUGCUGAACGAUCUCAUAGGAACAAACGAACUAUCGCCAUCACCGCAGAAGAAGCCAUUAAUCCGUACCAUCAAGGACCUGACCUUCGCUCUGGCUUUCCCCAUGGCUCUCUUCGUCACCAUAACCUUCUGGGCCCUCUAUUUCUACGAGAAGAACCUGGUUUACCCCGAUGAAAUAGACAUUUUGGUUCCCCAUUGGCAAGAUUCCAGAGUGGGCGAGAUGGUCAAUAUGGGUUUAUCUCGGCGCACCGAGGCUAAGUCGCGUGCAUCCAAGUUCAGCACGGAUCUGUGGUGA